This is a messenger RNA of Platichthys flesus (European flounder), 729 nucleotides long. Its product is annotated as gamma-crystallin 1-like. Bases 99 to 650 code for a protein of 183 amino acids. Gene Ontology annotation, biological process: lens development in camera-type eye; visual perception. The record is from RefSeq and is a predicted model, not a curated record. NCBI's taxonomy places the organism in Eukaryota, Metazoa, Chordata, Actinopteri, Pleuronectiformes, Pleuronectidae. Gene Ontology annotation, molecular function: structural constituent of eye lens. The transcript is spliced from 3 exons.
AUGACAAUACUUUAUGCUGUGCAAUCACACGGCCGCCCUUUCUUUCUUCUGUUUUUAUAAAGCAAAGUGGCUCGGCUCCGGCACAGCAGUCACCAGCGAUGCAGUCUCAUGCCAACACAGCCAUGGGCAAGAUCAUCUUCUACGAGGACAGGAACUUUCAAGGUCGCGCUCACGAGUGCAUCAGCGACAGCGCCGACCUUCACUCCCUCUUCAACAGAUGCAACUCCAUCCGGGUGGAGAGCGGCUGCUUCAUGGUCUACGAGCGACCCAACUACAUGGGCAACCAGUACUACCUGAGGAGAGGCGAGUACUCUGACAACCAGCGCACCAUUGGCAUGAACGACUGCGUCAGAUCUUGCCGUAUGAUUCCCCAGCACCGAGGUUCAUACAGGGUGAGGCUCUACGAACGCUUCGACAUGUCCGGCCAGAUGCACGAGCUGGUGGACGACUGCCCCAACGUGCAGGACCACCUCAGCAUGUCCGACUUCAACUCCUGCAACGUGAUGGACGGUCACUGGCUGCUCUACGAUCAGCCCAACUACAAGGGCAGGGCUCACUACCUGCGUCCCGGGGAGUACAGGAGAUACAGCGACUGGGGGGGUGUCAGCCCACGGGUCGGUUCCCUCAGAAGAAUCACUGACUUCAGCUGAACGUGUUUCAAUGCAUCUCUGACCCGAGUUCCACUGUCCUGUUCCCUCAAUAAACUUUAGCUGCUUAAUAAAACGUGAA